AAUUGUAGGGGUUUUGAUAAUGAUGGGAUAAAGACCUAGAUCAAAAUGCACCACAAAAGUCAAUUAGGCCAUGUUGUCUUCUUUUGAGCACUUAGAAUUUGUCUUCUCUUCCUUUCUGACAGAGGUACUCAAAAGAAAGCAAGAGAAGAGGAGAGAAGACCUACCAGAAAAGGAAAGGGGAGAGAGAAGUUUGAAGCAAAAGCAAUAGGAGAGAGUAUAUAGAAGUAAUAAGAAGAAUACUUAUAGGAGGUGGGUUUUGUGGAUGCAGAUAGAGGCCAAAUUGAAUUUGGAGCUGUGACAAAUGCAGAAAAUGAAGAGCCUUGGGAGCAUUUCUAAUAGUGGGAGGCUAUCAACAGAGGAGAGCGAGGAUGAGGAAGUUUCAAGAUUGGCAAUAUCAGCAUGGGAAGCUAGAGAGGAAGAGAUUGAGAGGAAGAAGAUGGAAGUUAAGGAGAAAGUUGAACUUCAAUUGGGUCGUGCUGAGGAAGAAACUAGGCGUUUGGCACAGAUUUGGGAAGAGCUUGAAGUGAUGGGAGAUCCCAUGAGGAAGGAACUUGCAAAUGUAAGGAAGAAAAUCGACAUGGUUAACCGAGAGCUGAAGCCACUGGGACUGAGCUACCAGAAGAAGGAAAAAGAAUAUAAAGAAGCGCUGGAAAGCUUCAAUGAAAAGAACAAAGAGAAGGCUCAACUUGUAACCACACUGAUGGAGAUGCUGACCGAGAGCGAGAGAUUGAGGAUGCAGAAGCUAGAGGAGCUGAGCAAGAACAUAGAACCCACACAUUGAAAUUUCCUAAUGCUGAUCAGAAGAUUCCAUUGUCUAAUAUAUUCAAUUGGUACCUCUGGAAAUAAAUUUUUUGGAUGUAUGGAGAUUAAAGACUAGAGGAAUCUGCAUUCUUGGCAGAUGUCUCGUUUCAUUGUAUCAAUCCAGAUAAGAGAAAUUCAAAGUUCUAUGGUAAAACAGCAA
Messenger RNA from Prunus avium (sweet cherry), 961 nucleotides. RefSeq lists its product as uncharacterized. Lineage: Eukaryota; Viridiplantae; Streptophyta; Magnoliopsida; Rosales; Rosaceae. The record is from RefSeq and is a predicted model, not a curated record.